Messenger RNA from Lytechinus variegatus (green sea urchin), 354 nucleotides. RefSeq names its product annexin A7-like. Lineage: Eukaryota; Metazoa; Echinodermata; Echinoidea; Temnopleuroida; Toxopneustidae. The transcript has 2 exons. Bases 1 to 354 code for a protein of 117 amino acids. The record is from RefSeq and is a predicted model, not a curated record.
AUGGACAACCGCUGCCGGAACGCUUUCGAAUAUCACAACCCAGGAUCAACAACCACCAGUGUGGUAUACCAACCUGCUGUCCCCAAUCAGACUGUGGUCGUCCCGCCACUGACAACUGGUGUGCAGCAGCAACCACUACAACCCCCACCACAACAAGGCUAUCCACCACAAUACCCACAACAACCUCCGCAAGAAAAGGGUUACCCACAGCAGCCUCCGCCUCAGUACCCGCAACAACCUCUCCCACAACAAGGUUACCCACAACAAAGUUACCCGCAACAAGCUCCACCACAACAAGAUAGUACACCGCAACCAUCGGCUCUGUCAGAAAAAAAUGAAGAGGAGAAACAUUAA